CUUCUCUUUCAGAGAGAGAACAUAUUAUAAAAACAAAGAAAUAUACUCCUUUUCCAGCAUUUUUAUCAUCUUUGGAACUCUCCCAAGAAUCCUAUCCAAGUUUCCAGUCUCUCCUUAGCCGAAAAGUAUAGUCUUGCAAAUAUUAUCACUGCUGAGAACACUUGUAGAAUAUUUCACAGGACAGCGAUUCCUGUGUGCUAAGGGAGGCUGUUUGGUGGGUUAUGCAGGGACUUUCUUGGCUUUGUUCAUAUAUUUAAAUUCUUGGGUCUCCAAAGCCAUACUUUGUCUCUGCAUCCUGCCUGCUGGAUCUGCUCUCCAGCAGGGACCCUCGCUCCUGCGGGCUGUGCGAGGACACUGUCAGAAAAGCCACCAGGUGACUGAGCUGAUGCUUGGCUAACAGCGAAGGGGCAGGUAGAGCUAGAGAACAGAACAUAGGAGGGCGGUGCAGAGAGCGUCUUCAGAGGACAAACGAUAAAAGAUAAAUAUAAAAAGAUAAAAGAAUAAACAAUAAAAUCAUAAGACUUCCUCUGUCCCAGGCACAAUGCCAAGCAUUUUUUUUUUCCAUGAACUUUCUCUUCAUUUUUCCCAAUCCCAUAAUAAAAACUUCCUUUACAGAGGGGGAAACUUACAGAGUUUGAGUCAUUUUCUCCAGGGCAGUCAGCCAGUGAGUAGCAGAGCUGAGAGCUCAACCCAGCAACUUAUUGAAGAGCCCGGAUCUUGCCUUUGAGGGGGUUUCUGUUUCUCUGAGGAAGCACACUCCGUCAGAACCCACAGGAGGCCUGCAGAGCUGGGCCAUGGCAUGGUGGUGGCUGCUCCUGCUAGAGCUGUGGACAAUCAUGCCCACCUGGCCUGGGGACGAGCUGCUCAACAUCUGCAUGGAUACCAAACACCACAAGGGAAAGCCUGGCCCAGAAGACAAGCUCUACGAUGAGUGCAUCCCCUGGAAGGACAAUGCCUGCUGCACAUUCAGGACAAGCUGGGAAGCCCACCUAGAUGUGUCUCCACUCUACAACUUCAGCCUGUUUCACUGUGGACUGCUGAUGCCUGGCUGUCGGAAGCACUUCAUCCAGGCCAUCUGCUUCUAUGAGUGCUCCCCAAACCUGGGGCCCUGGAUCCGGCCAGUGGGUAGCCUGGGGUGGGAGGCGGCCCCAAGUGGGCAGGGAGAGCGAGUUGUGAACGCACCGCUGUGCCAGGAGGACUGUAGGGAGUGGUGGGAAGACUGUCGCACAUCUUACACCUGCAAGUCCAACUGGCGUGGCGGCUGGGACUGGAGUCAGGGGAAGAACCGCUGCCCCAAAGGGGCCCAGUGCCUCCCUUUCUCCCAUUACUUCCCCACCCCAGCUGACCUGUGUGAGAAGACUUGGAGCAAUUCCUUCAAGGCCAGCCCUGAGCGACGGAACAGCGGGAGGUGUCUCCAGAAGUGGUUUGAGCCUGCUCAGGGCAACCCCAACGUGGCCGUGGCCCACCUCUUUGCCAGCCCUGCCCCAUCCUGGGAACUGUCCUACGCCCUCAUUGUCUGCUCCCAGUUGCUGCCUUUCCUUUCCUGAGAGCCUUCCUACUCCCUCCCAUACUCCUGCACAUCCACCAAAUAUGGGUCAGGCCAGGCCAUGGCCACCUCUUUCCUCAGGCCUUCCCCUAAAAGCAGUGGCACAGGCUAGGGACUGCAGUCCCACCUAGUCCCCAGCCCGUGCCACUGCUCCUAGGGAAGGGCCUGAGGAAGGAAGUGACCACUGAGGCUUCAGCGGCUGGUGCCUGAGCCCUGUACAUUUGGUCUGAGGCCCCUUCCACUGCUCUGCUCUGCCGUAGCUGGCCUGGGAGGCAGCUGGGGGCUGGGAGUGGCAAGGUGACUGGCCCCCACCUGCCUUGAGGGAUGGGAGCUUUCAAGGGGCUCGAGGAUCUUCCUGUCCAGUGCACGCCCACCCCUUUCUGUGACAGCUGAUAGUGGCAGCCCUGGCCUCCCGUCCUCCAGUGGUGUCUCCAAUAAAUCAGCGGUUGACCUCUCCUCU
Messenger RNA from Sapajus apella (tufted capuchin), 2006 nucleotides. RefSeq names its product IZUMO1 receptor, JUNO (gene IZUMO1R). Gene Ontology annotation, cellular component: external side of plasma membrane. The transcript has 5 exons. The record is from RefSeq and is a predicted model, not a curated record. Gene Ontology annotation, biological process: sperm-egg recognition; cell adhesion; fusion of sperm to egg plasma membrane involved in single fertilization. Lineage: Eukaryota; Metazoa; Chordata; Mammalia; Primates; Cebidae. Gene Ontology annotation, molecular function: signaling receptor activity. The coding region runs from base 795 to 1547 and encodes 250 amino acids.